Molecule: messenger RNA, 1476 nt
Organism: Lottia gigantea (owl limpet)
Lineage: Eukaryota; Metazoa; Mollusca; Gastropoda; Lottiidae
Exons: 10
Coding region: 1-1476 (491 amino acids)
Biological process (GO): transmembrane transport; monoatomic anion transport
Molecular function (GO): transmembrane transporter activity
Source: RefSeq, a predicted model, not a curated record
AUGCUAAUUGCUGCUUUAUUUUUAGUACCAUGGUGGACAUCGCAAAGAUUUUUCCUCGCGAUCAUUUGUUUCUGUGGGUUUGCUUCUCUCUACGGUCAAAGAGUAAACCUCAGCAUAGCUAUAGUAUCUAUGGUUUCUAAUGACUUGGAAAAAUACCAGUUUGUCUCCCAUCCGGGAGAAUUUCUCUGGAAUAAAGAACUUCAAGGGUUGAUACUUGGAUCUUUUUUCUGGGGUUAUCUUCUCCUACAAGUUCCCGGAGGAUGGCUAAGUGAGAAAUUCGGUGCUAAAAAAGUAAUAGCUCUAGGCAUGUUCCCAGUAGCCGUACUGUCAAUUCUUACUCCAGUCUGUGCCAGGACUAAUCCUUAUUUAUUAAUAGUAUUAAGGAUAAUACUUGGAAUAGGUGAGGUCGUCAUGUAUCCUGCCGCACAAGCUCUAUGGGCCAACUGGUCACCCCCUAAUGAAAGAAGUCGUCUAAUUGGUCUUUCCUACGCAGGAGGACAGUUCGGCAAUGCUUUGAUAUUUCCUAUAGGUGGAUUCUUGUCGCAUUAUGGAUUUGACGGCGGAUGGCCUUCUGUAUUUUAUGUAAUUGGUUGCCUGUCUUUCAUAUGGGUAGUAUUUUGGUGUAUUUUUGUGCAUGAUUCACCAAAUGAGUGUAAAAGAAUAACAGCGGUAGAAAAACGGUAUAUAGAAGCUAGUUUACAUGUCAACAAAAAUAUUAAUAAAAGGGAUCAAAAAACCCCAUGGAAGAAAAUAUUUACAUCUAAAGCAGUCUGGGCUAUUAUAAUUGGUCAUGUUUGUGGUAAUUAUGGAAUCUAUAUGUUACUGACACAGCUACCUAGUUAUAUGAAAGAAGUGUUAAAAUUCGAUAUUAAAUCGAAUGGUCUCUUUUCGAUGUUGCCGUAUUUGUGUUUUUGGUUUAUGAUAAUUGUAUCUGGGAAUAUAGCUGACUUCAUGAUCAGAAAGAAAUAUUUCUCAGUGGCCACAACAAGGAAAAUAUUUUCAGCUCUAGGCACGGUAUGUCCUGGGAUAUUUCUGAUUGGUACAAGUUUUAUGGAAUGCGAUCAACAAAUAGAAGCUGUGGUUAUGGUAACGUUAGCUGUAGGGAUGUGUGGAUUUCAUUUUAGUGGCUUCUUCAUAAACCAUAGUGAUAUAGCUCCACGAUUUGCUGGUACAUUAUUUGGUAUAUCAAAUACUGCCGCCACAAUUCCUGGUAUAUUAGCUCCUUACAUUGUGGGUGCUUUAACUAAAAACGGUACUCGAGAAGAGUGGCAAACAACCUUUUACAUAGCUGCUGGUGUUUAUUUUUUUGGAGCUGUAUUUUACGCUUUGACGGGGGAAGGAGAAGUACAAGAUUGGGCUAUGAUACCAGCAAGUGAGGAUACAGAUGUCUCAGAAUUAACAACUUUCAAACAAACACCAAGUACACUCAAAGGCGACGAUACUCAAACGUUACAUAAUGGAGUAAAGUCAGUUUAA